CAUACCUUUGAUAAACAAGUUUAAUAACUAGAAAAUUAUCAUGGCAGGUAUUGUUUCAAUGAGGUGUCAAGUUGCAGUGAUGCUACUUUUGGCUGUGGCAUUAGGAACUCAUGUGAAAAUGGGUGAGGCACAGAGUAAUAGUUGUCCAGUUCAGCUUACCAAUCUGAAUGUUUGUGCACCAUUUGUUGUGCCUGGUGCAUCCAACACUGACCCUAGUGCUGAUUGCUGCAAUGCACUUCAAGCAACCAACCGUGAUUGUCUCUGUAACACUCUUAGAAUCGCUUCUCAACUUACUUCUCAGUGCAACCUUCCAUCUUUUGGUUGCGUUCUGAAUUAGAGCAUGGUGACGUGACAUGAAGAAUAAAGGGUUGAGAGAAGCUCACCCGUCUAGUUUGGUGACUUUGUCUUGAAUGUUUUGUGAUAUUAUUAUCACCUGAUGUAAUCUUUGCUAUGAAAUAAAGAAAGUUGUGAUUUUCCUUC
Messenger RNA from Lathyrus oleraceus (garden pea), 480 nucleotides. RefSeq names its product protein MEN-8. Lineage: Eukaryota; Viridiplantae; Streptophyta; Magnoliopsida; Fabales; Fabaceae. The transcript has 2 exons. The record is from RefSeq and is a predicted model, not a curated record. Bases 41 to 337 code for a protein of 98 amino acids.